CUUCCUCCUCGCCCUCCCUUUCGUCUUCUUCGUUACCGUUUGUCACGGCAGUACCGUUCUUCCGGGGCACUUCGCCGGCGGCGGGGGCGGCAGCUGUCUUUCUCUUCUUCUUGGGAGGAGCUUGUUCUGCGGACGAGCGUCAGCCAGCUCUGUGAGACGGGACUGUGUGGAGCGAGGAUGGAAUGCAGCGGUAGGCUUACCUUUGACGCCAUUCUCCUCCUCAUCAUCUUCGCCUUCUUCACCUUCAGCUUCGGCCUCAUCAUAUUCCUCAUCAUCCUCGUCCUCGUCCUCGACAUCUUCCUCAUCUUCGUCGUCUUCUACGUACCUAUGCGCGUCUGGUCAGCCAAAGAAGUUCAACACCAAUUCCACAACAGUUGCCAUCUUAGGAUGACAGCGCGCAGGGAAUUCAGAAGGAAAAUGGCCGUGAACAUCAGGCAGCAGCGACUUGAGAAGGGUCUUGCGCCUCGCUGCGCCGAGAUACUCGCUCAUAUUCACAUGUCUGUCCUUUGUCGCGUAAUGUGGCCGACAGAGGUGAUGGUAUCAAACCCGUUUUGCGACAAGUGGAAAGUGACUUACUCCUCCUCCUCCUCCUCGUCACUUGGAAGAGACACCAGCUCUUCCUCCUCUUCCUGCUUUCUCUUACGUCCGGACAUGCCGAAUGCAGGCUGCAGCAGUGUCAAUUGGAAAGAUUAAGCCUGUUUUGAGGUGUAAGAGGACC
Canariomyces notabilis is the source of this 718-nucleotide messenger RNA. RefSeq lists its product as uncharacterized. The record is from RefSeq and is a predicted model, not a curated record. Lineage: Eukaryota; Fungi; Ascomycota; Sordariomycetes; Sordariales; Chaetomiaceae. The coding region runs from base 178 to 693 and encodes 171 amino acids. The transcript has a single exon.